Folsomia candida is the source of this 1963-nucleotide messenger RNA. RefSeq names its product glucose dehydrogenase [FAD, quinone]. The record is from RefSeq and is a predicted model, not a curated record. Lineage: Eukaryota; Metazoa; Arthropoda; Collembola; Entomobryomorpha; Isotomidae. The transcript is spliced from 12 exons. Gene Ontology annotation, molecular function: oxidoreductase activity, acting on CH-OH group of donors; flavin adenine dinucleotide binding. Bases 6 to 1739 code for a protein of 577 amino acids.
AUAAAAUGGAUCCAUCCAACACAAUUUUGAAUUUUCUGAACACAAUUCCAAUUCCAAGGAUAGUAAUUGCAAAUUUGAAGAACUUCAUUGUUAGAAUUACAACAGUUUUGGCCUUGUUUAAUCAUGGUUUUGAUUCUGCCAUGGAUCCCAACCCACUAUUUCGUUCGUCUAAUAAUUAUGACUUCAUUAUUGUGGGCGGAGGUUCGGCGGGAGCAGUCGUGGCUAAUCGACUAUCAGCAAAUCCAAAUUUCAAAGUCCUGCUACUUGAGGCUGGUGGCAAUCCCACCGUGCUAAAUUCAAUCCCAGCCAUGGCGACGUACAACUUGCAUCAUCCUGACACCGACUGGAUGACACCCUCGGAGCCAUUAACCACUUCCUGUCUUGCGUGCAAGGAUAACUUGAUUACAAUCGCGAGAGGGAAAAUUCUUGGUGGUUCGAGCAGCUUAAAUUUUAUGGUUUACAUGAGAGGGAAUCCGAAUGACUUUAACAAUUGGGCGAAGCUUACCGGAGAUGCGUCCUGGUCUUAUGCAAAUGUGCUGCCCUACUUCAAAAAGUCGGAAAAUUACACUGGAAAUUAUCUUGACCCCAAAUACCAUGGAACUGGGGGACCCUUAUCGGUGACUUCUAAACCUGAUGAUCCAAUAAUAAAGGAUUGGAUGUCUGCCGCGAAAGAGAUGGGAUUCAAAAAUUCGGAUGCAAAUGCGUACCAGACAUCAACAUUUGUUCCUGCCGACCUAACCACGAAGGAUGGGCGACGGUGGAGCACGUAUAAAGCCUUCAUCCAACCUGCGCUGGAUCGGAACAAUUUUAAAGUAAUUCGUUACGCGCAUGUCACAAAGGUAAAUUUUGAUUCGUCCAAACGUGCCAUGGGGGUCUCGUAUAUCAAAAAUGGUCGCACAUUCACUGCCACAGCGUCAAAAGAAGUUAUCCUGUCGGCAGGUGCGAUAGGAAGUCCACAUAUCCUGAUGUGGUCCGGAAUCGGGCAUUAUGACCAUUUGAAGUCCUUUGGGAUCCGAGCCAUAUCAAACCUCGCUGUUGGAGAUAAUCUACAAGAUCACGUCUUAUCACUGGCUGGACCUUUCAUUUUGAACGAUACUGUGUCCUAUAUUUCCGAUAGAGAUUUAAGUGUGGGAGCUGCGGAGCUGUACCUUCGGAAUCAUACAGGGCCCUUAGCGUCCGAUGCCAUGGCCGCAAUUGGACUGUUUAGCACGACCCAACCGCCAGAACCGGAUUGGCCGAACUUCAAUGCACUAUUGUAUCCGGUCGGGAUCCACAAGUCAUUCGGGGAAGACUUUGAUUUUAUUUUUGGGUUGAAGAAUGGAACCAUAAAAUCAUAUGUAAAUGGAUUUAUUGGACGGGACGCAAAUCUUCUCGGAUUUAAUUUGGGACUCCCAAAAAGUAGAGGAACAGUUCGUCUACGUUCAGCAAAUCCGCUCGAUAAACCAGUCGUUGAUUUAAACUAUUACAGUCAUCCGGACGAUAUGAAGCAGACGAUUAGUGGGUUGAAAAUGCUAAUUAAGCUUUACGAGGAAACUGAAGCUUUUGGGAAAUACAAUGCAACGCUAAUACCAAAUCAUUUCCCUGGAUGUGAACACCACAUUUUGAGAAGUGACGAGUAUUAUGAGUGUUUCUUGAGACAUUUAACAGGGACGACGUGGCAUCUGAGCUGUAGCGCAAAAAUGGGAAGUGAUGAUCAUUCCCCGGACAAAUAUUUUUUUAUCCUACCCUACUCGUGUUGAGCUCAACAUGAGUAGGGUAGGAUAAAAAAAUAUUUGUCCGGGAUCAUCACUGAUGAUGAUCCGAAUGCUGUAUUAGAUUCACGAUUGAGGGUGCGUGGCGUGAAGGGACUACGAGUUGCGGACGCGUCCAUAAUGCCAAAAAUUACUAAUGCUAACUUGAACGCACCAGUUAUCAUGAUUGGAGAGAAAGCUGCGAGUAUGAUAUUAGAUGAUUGGAGUUGAAG